Molecule: messenger RNA, 2734 nt
Organism: Armigeres subalbatus
Lineage: Eukaryota; Metazoa; Arthropoda; Insecta; Diptera; Culicidae
Product: NHL repeat-containing protein 2
Exons: 3
Coding region: 276-2465 (729 amino acids)
Molecular function (GO): protein binding
Source: RefSeq, a predicted model, not a curated record
UUUUUUCCCGUGGUUAUUUUAAUAAUAUUAUAUUUAAUUUUUAGUGCGAAAAGUAUUUGUGAUUACUUACGAUUUCGAUGUGUUGUAUAAAGCACAAACUAAAGAAAUACAAUUGAUUUUUGUAUUUUAAUCCUACGAACCAUUGCACAUGGUGUUUUUACUUCGGUCGUCGCUGCGCGGUUUGUUUACUAAUUCCAUCAGUAACAGACUGACAGCUAGAAACGUCAUCGAACCAUCAACUCCCCGUCACGGUCACCGUCAUCAGCAGUACCAAAAUGAGCUCAUCGUCGCCGGAAAGCGGGGACAUGUUGGAUUACUUGGCCUACAACUGCAGCAAGCUAUCAAACGAUCUGUGGGAAGCGUCCGGUCUGAACGAGAAACGGAAGCUUGUGGCAGAGUAUCUUAAAAAUGCCGAUCGAGAAAGCAAGAGUAUCAAGGACUUCAAAGAAGGAUUGGACUGGUUCAACGUUACGGAACCACUGUCCUUUGAUGGAAGCCUUCGAGGAAAGAUAGUAGUGUUGGAUUUUUUCACGUACUGCUGCAUCAAUUGUAUGCAUAUCCUACCGGAUCUGAAGCGAUUGGAGCAUCUGUAUUCAGUUGAGGAUGGUUUGGUGGUGAUUGGUGUCCAUAGCGCCAAGUUUGAAAACGAAAAAGAUUCGGCAAAUAUUUUGUCUGCUGUACAACGAUAUGAGAUUAGCCACCCCGUAGUCAAUGACAAUGUUGCCUCAAUGUGGAGGAACCUACGGGUACAAUGUUGGCCAACGCUCAUGAUUCUUGGUCCACGAGCCAAUCCCAUUUUCGUGAUCAUGGGAGAAGGACACUUUGAUGAUCUGAAGCUGUAUGUGAGCUCGGCGAUUAAGUUCUACAAGGAGAAAGAAGCUAUUCUGAAUCACACACUUCCGAUUAACAUCGCAACGAACCUCAUCGAAACCAGUCAUUUGCAAUUUCCUGGCAAGAUAUGUAGCUCCUAUCGCGGUGGCGAUAAUACAGAUAACGCUCUGUAUGCCAUCUCCGAUUCAGGCAAUCAUCGAAUCUUGGUAGUAGAUGGCGACGGUCUGAUACUUCAUCGAAUCGGUGGAAAACGAGCGGGAUUUGUGGAUGGUGAUUUCCGAAAAGCUCGUUUCAAUGCUCCCCAAGGUGUAGCUUUUCAAAGUGAUGACAUUAUCUUUGUAGCUGACAACGAAAAUCAUGCAAUACGCAAGAUUGAUUUGAAAAGCCAACAGGUGACGACCGUAGUAGGGAAUGGAAUGCAAGGUUGCGAUCGAAUUGGCGGCAAAGUUGGUCGUGAUCAGAUAAUUUCCUCGCCAUGGGAUGUGGCCGUGUAUCGUACUAAAGAUUUGGACAUGUCGUUCCAUGCGGAUGAAUCGAAGACCCCGCUCAAAGACGUUGUACUGAUUGCGAUGGCGGGCAUCCAUCAGAUUUGGGCUCUGUUCCUGGAGGAUACCAUUUGGUGGAAGUUUAAGAAAUACUCAGCUGGAAGUUGUUUGGCCAUUGCUGGCAAUGGAAGGGAAGAGAACCGAAACAAUUCCUAUCCAAACAAUGCUGCAUUUUCACAACCCUCCGGAUUGUCGAUCAAUAAGGAAGCAAAGGAGAUAUAUUUGGCAGAUAGCGAGAGUUCUUCGAUCCGUAAAAUGUCGUUGAGCGAUGGAAAAGUGCUGGCUGUUGCCGGAGGAGAUCGCAACCCUUUGGAUCUAUUUUCCUUCGGUGACGUGGAUGGAAAACAAUACUCAGCCAAGUUCCAACAUCCCUUGGGUGUGGCCUACAACUCAAAGGAUAAUUGUAUCUACGUAACCGAUACGUACAAUCACAAAAUCAAGAAAAUAAACGCAACCACGAAUGUCGCAACGACUUGCUGCUUUCAGGAUGAGAGUGGAUCCAAUAAAUUGUUCAACGAACCAGCCGGUCUCUGUUUGGACCCCACGAAUCGAUUCCUCUACAUUGCCGAUACCAACAAUCAUCUGAUCAUGGUUGCUGAUUUGUCCGAUAAUAGCAUCCGUCCGUUGAAGGUGCGCUUCAGCAAAACUGAAACCGACCAUUUGGACAAUCCAGGGGAAAUUUACCCCUUCGAAAAUACCUUCAAAGUUCUGCCAGAUGGUGGCAAAGUCUUGCUAAAUCUGGAGUUCGGAUAUUUGGAAUCAAAUGUAAAACUAACACAGGGAGCCCCGCAAAAGUGGUCCUUGACGCUUCCAUCGGAUAAAUGGCGCUGCGAUACGCUGAACGGCUCCAUUAGCUCGCUCAACGAUGGACUUAGUUUAACGCUGAUUGCCCCGAAAGGAAGUGAGCAGCAGAAACCUAUCCAGGGCAUGGUCAACUUCAAGCUGAACCUCUGCGCCAACGACGUGUGCUUCCCGAAGGAGUUUGCAGUAGGCUUGAAUUUUGCCUACGAUGUCACCGGAGGUUCCAGCGUAAAGGGAAGUUUGAUGGUGCAGAUUGGACGCAAAAACGUAGUCGUGUCCAAAGAGUAAUAGGAACGAAUGGAUUCACUGUUAACUGAACUUGCAGGCAGCACAAUCAUUCUACUACAUUGUGUACUAGGGACAUGCAUUUUUGUUUUUGGUUUUGUUUUUUUUUACACCUAGUACGUAACUAAUUCUGUUAUCUUAGGGCUUAACACAUACACUGGUGACGCAUUCGCUAAGGUAAUAUAGGACUUGAAAACUGGAUUAACUUUUUUAUAAAAUAAUUACUGUAUAACAUAACUGAAUCAAAAUAUACACAUUAAUGCAAGCAUGAA